AUGGAUGAACUGGGUCUGCCUGCCAAAGCAGAAAGGGAGAAAGAGAGAGUGAAAGAAAAGCGAGCGAGAGCAAAACCUGUGAGCAAAAGAAGAGAGCAACAUAUUAAAAAUGCCCUUAAGGGAGAAGAUCGACAACUGCACUUGAGCAGUAUGAGCUAGAAGACCUCCGCAAACCUGCCCACCUGGAUCUGUGGAUCUGUAGACAGACACACACACACACACACACACACACACACACACACACACACACACACACACACACACACACACACACACACACACACGUCUGUCUUACAGUUGCAGCAGAAGAAGGCUCCUACCCUGCCCUACACUUUGGGGUGUUUUCAGCGUUAUUCCCUGCCGUAACAUACCUGUGUGAGGAGGAGUGGACAAAAGUGGAGAGGAAAUUCAGCAACUCUUAGAGGACAGUGGAAGUUGAUAAAAAUGCUUCUUUGUUAAAAACAGCGUGUUUCGGCCCAUAACCUUUUAUCAGGGUUUUAGUAGUGAACAGGACACCACCACCAUGCCGGCUAAAGGGAAAUACCUGUUGAAUGACCAGGAGCUGAAACAUGAGGCCCUGUACAGGAAGUUCUCCUGUAUCAGCCAGUACCAGCCUCUGGUGCUGCUACUGGGCCUCUCCAUGCUGUCCUGCGGAGUCCUCAUCAUCCUCUUCUUCGCCCUGCAGCUGGUGAGUCCCUGUGUGUGUGUGUGUGUGUGUUUAGCUGAUGUGGAAUCGCUAGCUAGCGGCCAUCGUGUUAGUGACAUUGCCUACUGAGACCUAGAAGUGUGUCUGCACCUACCCAGAUGGUUGUUGAGACCGUCAUGGCCAUGUAUGACGUGACAGUAUGUUACACAUCAGAGACCAGCUAAUUACAGCUUUUUUGAAUGACUGAGUAAUAUCCGCUGAGGGGGCGUGAUGUCCUCACUGGAUGAGCUGACAGCUAAUGGACGGAGAUACGGAGAUUAGCACAUUAAAGACACUAUUGUAGUAUGUUCUCUUUCUGUAGUACAUUGAACAAUUAUGCAUAGACAUACUGAAUUAGAGGACAGUUCUUAGUUUUUUUCUCCUCGACACGACAGUCUGUGGCAAGGCAUAGCAAUAUACUAGAGAUGAUGUUAUUGGUGUAGACUUCAGAGUUUAAGAAGCAGGUAAUCACUGUAUUGGUGUAGCAGGUAAAUAUGUCACUAGUCUAGAGUUUUAGUAGACAUUUUAGGUUACAUGUACACGUCUGUGUAGAGCAGUAGGUAAUCACUCUGAAACAUAAAACGUAAUGCAGCACUUAGGUUCCCUCAGUGUAAUAAAAGAGGAGUGUUAUAAGAGUGUUAUUGCAGGUCUGAGCUGUGGGGGAAGUACAUAAAAAAAAAAUAUAUAUAUAUAUAUAUAUAUAUAUACAAAAAUUAACACAAAUAUAAACGCAACAAUUUCAAAGAUUUUGCUGAGUUACAGUUCAUAUAAGGAAAUCAGUCAAUUGAAAUAAAUUCAUUAGGCCCUUGGAUUUCACAUGACUGGGCAGGGGUGCAGCCAUGGGUGGGCCUCGGAGGGCAUCACCCACUUGGGAGCCAGGCCCACCCACUGGGGAACCAGGCCUAGUCAAUCAGAAUGAGUUUUUCCCCACAAAAGGGCUUUAUUACCGACAUAAAUACUCCUCACCACCCCGCCCUCCCCCCUCUGACGAUCCCGCAGGUGAAGAAGCCGGAUGUGGAGGUCCUGGGCUGGCGUGGUUACACGUGGUCUGUGGUUGUGAGGCCAGUUGGACAUCGUUAUUUGCCUGUUUAUGGCCUGCCUGUUAGCUUGCACAAUUCUUGCCAUUCUCCUUCGACCUCUGUCAUCAAUGAGCUGUUUUCGCCCACAGGACUGCUGACUGACUGGAUGUUUUUUGUUUGUCGCACCAUUCUUGGUAAACCCUAGACACUCGUGCGUGAAAAGCCCAGGAAGGUGCCUGGCACCGAUCAUACCACGCUCAGUCGUAUAAGUCACUUGUUUUGUCCAUUUUAAUGUUCAAUCGAACAGUAACUGAAUGCCUCGAUGCCUGUCUGCCUGCUUUAUAUAGCAAGCCACGUAGGAGCGAUCCAAGCUAGCCACUGUCUGUAGGAGCUAUCAAUUUUCAUGAACAGGGUGGUGUACCUAAUAAACUGACUGGUGAGUGUGUUUUAUUGUCACAUACACUGGAUAGGUGCAGUGAAAUGUGUUGUUUUACAGGGCUUCAGUCAGUCAGGGCCAGUGAACGAUAACAUGGUUGCGUCUUAAAAUGGCACCCUAUUCCCUAUAUAGUGCACUUCUUUGACAAGGGCUCUGGUCAAAAGUAGUGCACUAUAUAAGUAAAAGGGUGCCAUUUGGGACACACUCAUGCUGUUGACAUUGGCAGGGCCUGAGGCACUGUAGCACUUUUCUCUGUCAGGUGUUGAUGCCAAACUAGGUCCAUCAUCAGGUCUCAUUACUGCUCCCUCCUAAAGGAAAAUGAGCCCUCACUUUCCUGUCAUUGUGCUGCUCUCAGACCCCAGACACACUGAUAUAUGGAUUGAGAGAGACUCCCAUCACUUCCUAGUCUCAAAUUUCUCGCUCGCUCUCUCUCUCUCUCAAGGGGCUUUAUUGGCAUGGGAAACAUGUUUACAUUGCCAAAGCUAGUGGAAUAGAUAAUAAACAAAAGUGAAAUAAAUCAUCUGAAAUUAAUAUUACACUCACAAAAGUUUCAAAAAAAUAGAGACAUUUCAAAUGUUAAAUUACUGGCUAUGUACAGUGGUGUAACAAUAUGCAAAUAGUUGAAGUACGAAAGGGAAAAUAAGUAGACAGAUCAGUAUAUACUGAACAGAAAUAUAAACGCAACAUGCAACAAUUUCAAAGAUUUUACUGAGUUAGUUUAUAUAAGGAAAUCAGUCAAUUGAAAUAAAUAAAUUAGGCCCUAAUCUAUAGAUUUCACAUGACUGGGAAUACAGAUAUGCAUCUGGUGGUCACAGGUGCCUUAAAAAAAAUAAGGUAGGGACGUGGAUCAGAAAACCAGUCAGUAUCUGGUGUGACCACCAUUUGCCUCAUGCAGCGCGACACAUCUCCUUCACAUAGAAUUGAUCAGGCUGUUCAUUGUGGCCUGUGGAAUGUUGUCCCACUCCUCUUCAAGGGCUGUGCGAAGUUGAUUGAUAUUGGCGGGAACUGGAACAUGCUGUCAUACAUGUCGAUCCAGAGCAUCCCAAACCUGCUCAAUGAGUGACAUGUCUGGUGAGUAUGCAGGCCAUGGAAGAACUGGGACAUGUUCAGCUUCUAGGAAUUGUGUACAGAUUCUUGACAUGGGGCCUUGCAUUAUCAUGCUGAAACAUGAGGUGAUGGCGGCGGAUGAAUGGCACAACAUUGGGCCUCAGGAACUUGUCACGGUAUCUCUGUGCCAUCGAUAAAACGCAAUUGUGUUUGUUGUCCUAAGCUUAUGCCUGCCCAUACCAUAACCCCACCACCACCAUUGGACACUCUGUUCACAACGUUGACAUCAGCAAACCGCUCGCCCACACGACGCCAUACACUCGGUCUGCCAUCUUCCUGGUACAGUUGAAACUGGGGUUCAUCCAUGAAGAGCACAAUUUUCCAGCGUGCCAGUGGCUAUCGAAGGUGAGCAUUUGCCCACUGAAGUCGGUUGCAAUGCAGAACUGCAGUCAGGUCAAGACCCUGGUGAGGAUGACGAGCAUAUAUCUAUAUAUAUAUCAUGCCGAUGAGCUUCUCUGAGACUGUUCCUGACAGUUUGUGUAGAAAUGAUUUGGUUGUGCAAACCCACAGUUUCAUCAUCUGUCCGGGUGGCUGGUCUCGGACGAUCCCGCAGGUGAAGAAGCUGGAUGUGGAGAUCCUGGGCUGGCGUGGUUACACGUGGUCUGCGGUUGUGAGGCCGGUUGGACGUACCGCCAAAUUCUCUAAAAUGACAUUGGAGGCAGUUUAUGGUAGAGAACUGAACAUUCAAUUAUCUUGCAACCGCUUUGGUGGACAUUCCUGCGGUCAGCAUGCCAAUUGCACGGCCCCUCAAAACUUGAGACAUCUGUGGCAUUGCUUUGUGACAAAACUGCACAUUUUAGAGAGGCCUUUUAUUGUCCCCAGCACAAGGUGCACCUCUGUAAUGAUCAUGCUGUUUAAUAAUCUUCUUGAUAUGCCACACCUGUCAGGUGGAUGGAUUAUCUUUGCAAAGGAGAAAUGCUCACUAACAUGGAUGUAAACAAAUUUGUGCACAACAUUUGAGAGAAAUACGCUUUUUGUGCGUAUGGAACAUUUCUGGGAUCUUUUAUUUCAGCUCAUGAAACAUGGGACCAACACUUUACAUUUUGCGUUUAUAGUUUUAUUCAGUGUAGUUUGUAUUUAAAAUUGUGUUUUCUUCACUGGCUGUCCUUUUCUUGUGGCAACAGGUCACAAAUAUUGCUGCUGUGUUGGCACACUGGUAUUUCACGUAAUAGAUAUGGGAGUUUAUCAAAAUUGGAUUUGUUUUCAAAUUCUUUGUUGGUCUGUGUAAUCUGAGGGUAAUACAGUGGGGAGAACAAGUAUUUGAUACACUGCCGAUUUUGCAGGUUUUCCUACUUAAAAAGCAUGUAGAGGUCUGUCAUUUUUAUCAUAGGUACACUUCAACUGUGAAAAAUCCAGAAAAUCACAUUGUAUGAUUUUUAAGUAAUUACUUUGCAUUUUAUUGCAUGACAUAAGUAUUUGAUCACCUACCAACCAGUAAGAAUUCCGGCUCUCACAGACCCGUUAGUUUUUCUUUAAGAAGUCCUCCUGUUCUCCACUCUUUACCUGUAUUAACUGCACCUGUUUGAACUCGUUACCUGUAUAAAAGACACCUGUCCACACACUCAAUCAAACAGACUCCGACCUCUCCACAAUGGCCAAGACCAGAGAGCUGUGUAAGGACAUCAGGGAUAAAAUUGUAGACCUGCACAAGGCUGGGAUGGGCUACAGGACAAUAGGCAAUCAGCUUGGUGAGAAGGCAACAACUGUUGGUGCAAUUAUUAGAAAAUGGAAGAAGUUCAAGAUGACGGUCAAUCGCCCUCGGUCUGGGGCUCCAUGAAAGAUCUCACCUCGUGGGGCAUCAAUGAUCAUGAGGAAGGUGAGGGAUCAGCCCAGAACUACACGGCAGGACCUGGUCAAUAACCUGAAGAGAGCUGAAACCAUUAGUAACACGCUACGCCGUCAUGGAUUAAAAUCCUGCAGCGCACGCAAGGUCCCCCUGCUCAAGCCAGCGCAUAUCCAGGCCCGUCUGAAAUUUGCCAAUGACCAUCUGGGUGAUCCAGAGGAGGAAUGGGAGAAGGUCAUGUGGUCUGAUGAGACAAAAAUAGAGCUUUUUGGUCUAAACUCCACUUGCUGUGUUUGGAGGAAGAAGAAGGAUGAGUACAACCCCAAGAACACCUUCCCAACCGUGAAGCAUGGAGGUGGAAACAUCAUUCUUUGGGGAUGCUUUUCUGCAAAGGGGACAGGACGACUGCACCGUAUUGAGGGGAGGAUGGAUGGGGCCAUGUAUCGAGAGAUCUUGGCCAACAACCUCCUUCCCUCAGUAAGAGCAUUGAAGAUGGGUCUUCCAGCAUGACAACGACCAGAAACACACAGCCAGGGCAACUAAGGAGUGGCUCCGUAAGAAGCAUCUCAAGGUCCUGGAGUGGCCUAGCCAGUCUCCAGACCUGAACCGAAUAGAAAAUCUUUGGAGGGAGCUGAAAGUCCGUAUUGCCCAGCGACAGCCCCGAAACUUGAAGGAUCUGGAGAAGGUCUGUAUGGAGGAGUGGGCCAAAAUCCCUGCUGCAGUGUGUGCAAACCUGGUCAAGACCUACAGAAAACGUAUGAUCUCUGUAAUUGCAAACAAAGGUUUCUGUACCAAAUAUUAAGUUCUGCUUUUCUGAUGUAUCAAAUACUUAUGUCAUGCAAUAAAAUGCAAAUUAAUUACUUAAAAAUCAUACAAUGUGAUUUUCUGGAUCUGACUUUAGAUUCCGUCUCUCACAGUUGAAGUGUACCUAUGAUAAAAAUUACAGACCUCUACAUGCUUUGUAAGUAGGAAAACCUGCAAAAUCGGCAGUGUAUCAAAUACUUGUUCUCCCCACUGUAUGUGUCUCUAAUAUGGUCAUACAUUUGGCAGGAGGUAAGGAAGUGCAGCUCAGUUUGCACCUCAUUUUGUGGGCACAUAGCCUGUCUUCUCUUGAGAGCCAGGUCUGCCAACGGCGGCCUCUCUCAAUAGCAAGGUUAUGCUCACUGACUCUGUACAUAGUCAAAGCUUUCCUUACCUUUUGGGUCAGUCACAGUGGUCAGGUAAUCUGCCACUGUGUACUCUCAGUUUAGGGCCAAAUAACAUUCCAGAAUGCUAGUUUGUUUGGUUAGUUCUUUCCAAUGUGUCAAGUAAUUCUAUUUUUGUUUUGUCAUGAUUUGGUUGCUGUCCUGGGGCUCUGUGGGGUCUGUUUGUGUUUGUGAACAGAGCGCCAGGUACCAGCUUGCUGAGGGGACUCUUCUCUAGGUUAAUUUCUCUGUAGGUGAUGGCUUUGUUAUGGAAGGUUUGGGAAUCGCUUCCUUUUAGGUGGUUGUUGAAUUUAACGUUUCUUUUCUGGAUUUUGAUCAUUAGCGGGUAUCGUCCGAUUUCUGCUCUGCAUGCAUAAUUUGGUGUUUUACGUUGUACACAGAGGAUGAUUUUGCAGAAUUCUGCAUGCAGAGUCUCAAUUUGGGGUUUCCGGAGACAUUUGAAACCCCACCUCUUUAAGGAAUACCUGGGAUAGGAUAAAGUAAUCCUUCUACCCCCCCCCCCCCCCCCCCCCCCCUUUACUCCAACCCCCCCCCCCCCCCCCCCCCCCAAAAAACCAUUGUAAAGUGGUUAUCCCACUUGCUAUAAGGUGAAUGCACCUAUUUGUAAGUCGCUCUGGAUAAGAGCGUCUGCUAAAUGACGUAAAUGUAAAAUGUAAAUGUAAAUGUGAAUUAUUGGUUUGUGAGCGUACCUCACAGCCAUAGAGGGCAAUGGGUUCUAUAACUGAUUCAAGUAUUUUUAGCCAGAUCCUAAUUGGGAUGUCGAAUGUUAGGUUCCUUUUGAUGGCGUAGAACCCACCACUAAUGUUUUUGUGGCAGGUUAGUUAGCAUGUGUAGGCUAAUGCCUAUUGUUAAGUGCACAGGCCGGUGAGGAUAAGAGUGUAAUAAAGUCACUGUGUUCAACUUGUACAACUUCCCUCUCCACUGUGGAUGGAUGGACUACCUGUUAGAGACCAUGAGCCCACCAGUGAGCGAGAGGAGGGCAUGCCAACAUAUAUUUCUAAGUGGUACUUAAACAGGAUAGUUGGCCUCAGAUUGAACAAAGAGCCUAUUGAGAGCCCUGUUGUUUUUAGGUGGAUGAAGUCAUUUAGAUUCUAACAGAGUACAAAGAGAGUAAGAGAGUCAGAGAGCACGGAGAGGAUGCUUUUAGUGGUCCUCAUUUUACAUAACCGUUAACUUAACCCACCAACGGACACUAGAGAGAGUGUAUGUUCUUGUGGGUUUACUUUGGUCAUUAUUGCAGAAUUACGUUUUGCACAGUUUGUUUCCUACCCUAAAGAAGUGAUCUGAUUUUAAGCUCUACACCACAGAGCACGCAAUCUUCUCCACAUGAUAACAAACAAAACCUGACGUAAAUUUCAAUGCCCAACAGACGAAAACAUUCACUCAUGGCAGGCUGAGACUGAGCAGAUCCCACCUGGGUCAUUGCUUUUCAGAUGAGAUUUCGAGAGGAGAGGAUCAGAACCAAUCUGUUCUCUAAUUGUAUAGACUAGUUUCAGUACUUCCUUCCAUCUGAAAAUAAAUGAGAAAAGGACAUGAACAAGUCUGCUAUAGGUCGAUUUAGUGGGUGUGGCCGUAGUUAAAUGUGCUAGUAAAGGCCUUCACUUCUGCUACCAUGGAAACCAGCAUACUCAAUAGACAAUGCCGGGAUGGCCUUCUGCUCAGGGACCUUUACACAGUCAUUCCUGCUCUCCUUGGCAUUGAACUCUUUCCCAUUCUCUCUUUCUCUCGCUCCCUUGCUUUCUCGCUAACUGGCAUGCACACAAGUGUAUACACACACACCAGAAAUCUAUAUCUGAGCCUCCUCUGUGUAAUUAAAUCAGGAAGAUGCUGUGGCCUCUAGCAACAGGACAUGACGCAGAGACAGAUGUGCAAUAAGCCUGGAUAAACCACGAUGCUGAAUUAGAUAGUGGCCGCUCUCAUGUGUAGACAGUACAUAGGCAUAAUAAAGGGACUGGAAUGAUGUUGAGGGAAUGUUGUUUAGGCAUAUCAUUGUACCUGACUAUAUAACACUUCAAAACCUGCCCUCAGACGGAACAUAUAUUAUAGCCUGUUUUUUUAUCAUAGUCUUUUCAUUAGAUGAGUAUAGCAUUGUGUGUCUGUGUAGGGCUGUGUGUAGAUGGAUAUGGCAUCAGUGUCUAUGACUGUGUGUAUAUCUCAAUGUAGAGUAUAAUGUAAAUUCCAUGAUUGUGAUUCAGUGUGCGUUAUGUUCUCCCUCCCUGUUUCAGAGUGCGGAGGAGCACUGUGCAUUUGUGAGCGUGGUGAGCUGCAGCCUGUGCGUGUUCCUGGCUGUGUUUGUGCUGGUGUGUACAGAGACCCUGACCCAGCGCUGGAGGAGACUGCUGGGCCUGGUGGUCUGGGCCACUCACCUCACCAUGGGAUUCACCUUCAUCUUCAGCGGACCCCUCAUCCUGCCCUGGGACCAGGUAUACGCACUCACACACACGCACACUCUCUUCUCUAACCCUAAAGAAAGGUUACACGACAAAGCCUGUUGGCUUUAAUAAUAAAAAUAAAAGCCCACUUCCUUUGUCCUCUUACUCUCCUCCAUCUUCAUACCAGCCAGUUUAUUAGGUACACCCAUCUAGUACCGGGUCGGACCCCCCUUUGCCUCCAGAACAGCCUGAAUUCUUCGGGCAUGGAUUCUACAAGGUGUAGCGUUCAAACGUUGCACAAUUGCUAUCGAGGGACCUAACGUGUGCCAGGAAAACAACAUUACACCACCUCCACCAGCCUGUACCGUUGACACCAGGCAGGAUGGGGCCAUUGACUCAUGCUGCUUACGCGAAAUCCUUACUUCAUUAUUGCAGAAUUACGUUUCACACAGUUUCUGUUGCCUUCCCUAAAGAAGUUAUCUGAUUUAAGAUCUACAUCACAGAGCACACAAUCUUCUCCAUGUGAUAACAAACAAAACCUGAUGUGAAUUUCAAUUCUGGCACACAUUAGAUCCCUUGAUACCAAUUGAGCAACUUUUGAACGCCAGACCUUGUAGAAUCCAUGCCCCGACAAAUUCAGGCAAAGGGGCACCGACGAUCAUACCACGCUCAAUGUCGCUUAGGUCACUUAUUUAUGCCCUUUCUAACGUUCAAUCGAACAGUAACUGAAUGCCUUGAUGCCUGUCUGCCUGCUUUAUAUAGCAAGCCACAGCUACGUGACUCGCUGUCUGUAGGAGCGAACCAUUUUCACGAAACGGGGUGGCCUACCUAAUAAACUGGCCACUGAGUGUACAUACAUUAUAUACACACAUGAACAGAAGCAUCAAAAAGUUAUGUUUGUCUAGUUAUAGCAUCUCUUGCCAGGACACUGAGGUGACAGUUGUCCAGUAAAGCCACUUGUUCUUUGGGUAGUGCUGCCAAUCCGAGACUCUUUCCCCACAGUAUUUCAUGUCAUAUCAGUCUGACCUAUCUCUCGAUCUCAUUUUCUCCUGUAGGUUCCCUUCUUCUUGUUCAUCAUCUUCACAGUGUACACCAUGCUGCCUUUCCAGAUGUGCUAUGCUGUGGUGCUCAGUGUGAUCUCCUCACUCUCUCACAUCAUGGUCCUCACUCUACGCCUCACUGUCUUCAACAUCCAAGACCCCAGCCCCUUUCUGGCCAAUCAGGUGUGUUAUUAGUUAUGCUGUUAGUAACACUUAUACAUGUGUUACAUGAUCUCCUGGUGAUGCAUGACGUUAUGUAUGUUCACGAUGUUGUGCUUUAGAUAGUUUUCUAUAAACAGGAAGUAUCUAUAAACAGGAAGUAUCACAGCAUAUGUGUGUGUGUUAAUGACUCAUGUGUCAUGUAUGUUUCAGCGAGAUUGUGUGCUAUAGUGUUGUUGUUGAUGUCCUGUAAGGAGUUUCUAAGGCGUAAGGCACAUUUCUCUGAAAACGGACAAUAAAAUGCUUACGCUGUGCAGCUAGGUUUUAAUGUCUGUCCCUCUGUCCCCAGCUGCUGUCCAAUGCGGUGGUGUUUCUGUGUGGCAGUGUGGUGGGGGCCUUCCAUAAGGUCCUGAUGGAGAGAACACUAAGACAGACCUUCCAGGAUACACUCCGAUGUCUGGGCAUCCGCAUGAAGCUGGAGAUAGAAAAGAGACAGCAGGUGACAACAUCUCCUUAUCAGACACUACGCUAUCUUUUUGAAUUUAGUUCUUUAACUUUUAUUUAAGGAAGGACGCUUGAGAUUAGGAACCUCUUUGGCGAGGGCGACCUCCCAGUGUAUUAGAAAUCCUGUUCUGGUUGAAUAACAUGCUUUUGGUGUCUCUUUCUGAACAGAGGCUGACCUGACUGAAAGACAGGAAGUAUGAAAGACUAAUGAAAGUUAAUAAAUUGUGUUAGGCUAAAAAUUUUGUCAUAAUAGCACUGGUUAAUUGUUUACUUAAUUUAAGACCAUCAGCCUUGUUGUUUUCUAGCUUGUAUUUUUCAUUACGAUGAUCAAAUCCCCCUCAAAUUAAAUGUUAUUGUAAUGAUCUUUUAAGUAGAUGUCUGUGUGUGCUCCGUUAGUAAAAACGGGUGUCUGUUUCAAAUGGCUUUUUAACCAUAAUUUUUUUUCAUUUGUAAUGAUAAUUACUUAGGAAGUGACACCACACUCUGUGAGAGAGAGGAGGCUGCUGGCUGCUCUGUUGCCUAGCAGGACAGAAUGGAAUGAUAUAAUCGUUAACAUUUGAGCUGCCUCUGUUCUACUCUGUUGUAUUGAGCCCGAAAAAAGGAGCAGUGCCACAGGGGUUAGCCAAAGAGAACAGGCCCCAUAAAGAGAAGAGGGAAGGGAGGGUUUGAAAUGGGUCCCAACGCUGAGGUGAACAGUAACUCCCCCCGCAUACACCGAGCACUCUGCCAUUGUUCUCUAGGCCCAGUCAGAUAGAAUCUGCCAGAUCAAUUACAGCACAGAGCUGAGCUGACUGUACCAAAUCAAGGCCACUUUGUGCAGAAUGACUUUCCAUGCUUUACGGUUUACUGGAAAACCUGCUCCAGUCAUUUGAACCAGGAGGUGGUAAUCUAUCUGUGAGAGCAUGUAGGCCUAGCCAGUUGCCCCAUGACACUAGUCUUGGGUCAGUUUAACAUUUCUCCCACUAAUGGUUAAGGUUAGGAUUUCAUCCUAGAUCUGUACCUAGGGGCAAACCCCCCCCCCCCCCCCCCAUGGAUGCAGCCAAACCAGUGGAGAGAGAAAGGAGAGGAGUCAGGUGCCUCAGUAUCACAUCAUAAGGGUGAACAGGAAUUAUGGGGUCAAUAGGGAUUGAAGAAUAAUGAUUUCCUGAGACAUCUCCUUAUGAACUUCUUAGAUUCUCAUCUCACCUGACUCUAUUCCAUCCCAGAGGCUCUCAAUGUGAUGUUCUCUCUGUCUGUUGACUGGCUGUACAACCAGACUGGCAGCACAAUGAUUAUAAAGCUUUUAACAGUAAUCUGAGUGAAUGGGGACCUUGUUAGUGCAGUUACCAGAUCAGCAAGACACUCUGACAGCUGGUUGAUACUCAGACUGGGUUUCUCCCUGAUUGGAUGGGUUCAUGACCUUUUGUCUAUCGGACAGUGUGUGUGGUUGGGUGGGUGUGGUGUGUUGAUGCUAACGUGUGUGUGUGUGUGUGUGUGUGUGUGUAGGAAAACCUGCUGCAGUCUGUGCUGCCGGUCUACAUCUCCAUGAAGAUGAAGCUGGCCAUCAUGGAGCGUCUGCAAGACUGCAAGGACAAAGAAGAGCAGCAACGACUCGUCAAAGACAACAACUUCCACAGUCUCUACGUCAAGAGACACGAGAACGUCAGGUACAGUACAACAAUAGCCUGUCAUGUACUAAGAAUAUCACUGAGAAACAUACAGCAUGUUCAAAUAACCUGUUAUGUUCUAAGAAUAUUACUAAGAAACAUACAGUAGAAUCCAAUCCUUUGCUGUCAAUCAUUGCCUGUCAAACUAAGCAUGGUUUUCAGUCUACCAAACGGCACACAUGGGGAAAUAUUUCCCCAACCCAAAUGUUCUCUUGAACGAAACCCCGCUUGUGGCUUUAGCCUUUGAUUUUCUCAUUCCCUGCCUUUACAUUUUGGCUUCACUUCUCUUUUGCUGCUUUUCGACUGUAACACUAGUGUUACACCAGUGUAUAUACCCUUAUGUUAUACUAGGGAAAUGGUGUUUCCAUAGCUAGGGCUGACAGUGAGUACUUGAGAAUAGCAGAAUCAGUUGCUUUGUGAGAAGGUGUUAAAGUUCACAGUUAGCCAUUGUUAUGUAAAUGCAAGCUGAAAGGUACCAGUGGCCUGGCUUUGGCCCCAAGUGAGAGCAGGUCCACCGGAGCCAUGGCUCAGUGAGACCUGGGUGCCGGCCCGCAUAUAUGGAAACAGAAAGGUCUGAGCCUUGGGUAAAACACUGGGUUAAAUCCUAAAUUAUUCUGCUUCAUAUGUUGCAUGUGUGCUUUGAAUAGUUAGUAUAGUUUGUGUUCUCUAAUUUCAUGAUUUUCCCCUGAUUCCUCUGGGACAGGGAUGGUCGACUCCAGUCCUCAGGGGUGUGAUUGGUGUCACACUUUUGCCCCAGAUAACACACCUGACUCCAAUAAUCAACUAAUCAUGAUCUUCAGUUUAGAAUGCAAUUCGUUUAAUCAGCUGUGUUUGCUAUGGAUGGAGAAAAAGUGACACCACUCCGGCCCCGAGGACUGGAGUUGCCCAUCCCUGCUCUGUGAGGUCUAUUUACACUCACAAUGCCCAGUCAGUUCUCAUGGAAUUUAGCAGGACAGUGUUAGCUGAGCAUUGACCCAGAUAAGGCCUUUUGUUUUAUGGGCAUUCAUUUAGAAAGUGCUGACAGACAUUGGCUUUGUAGCCUAUCCAGUGAACCUUAGUAGAUAGCUCAAUAGAUUCCCUAAGUUUUAGACUCUGUAAUUGUUACAGACUGGACUGUACCUUCUACCUUCCUGGAGAGAGAGGGAGCCCAUUUGUUGCCCAAAUGAAGGUCAACACAUCAACACUCGUCGAUCUUCUCAGUAGCCUGACAAACUGACAUUUGUAACUACCUGGUUGAUUUGUUGAUAUCGCACUGCUUUGCUUUAUCUUGGCCAGGUCGCAGUUGUAAAUGAGAACUUGUUCUCAACUGUCUUACCUGGUUAAAUAAAGGUGAAAAAAGUAAUAAGUUUAGGCCCGUAAUUAAUAUGAUUUCAUAGAAAAGGAGGGACAUUUAAACUGUCUGAUCUGAGAAGGCCUUGUGAAAAUCAAAGACCGUAUCAUGUGCUGCGGUGGCUCAGCUAGUGCGUGAAUCCUCAUUUAAGCCCUUUGGUGUGUUACUGUGAAUUAUAGCCCAAGCACCUCCCCAUUUGAUCCUUGUAAUGACACGAGACAUGCUUGUCAUUAGACAUGUUCUUUCAGAGGAAACACCUGGUCGUUGUCAGUCAGAGUUACUGGGCGGCCAUGGUUCUCUGGUCUGGUCUGGUCUGCCGAGCAACAGGCUAACGUUAGCUAUUUUAAUGAGGACUGACCUUGGCAGCAGUUAGUGGGACACUGACCUUGGCAACAGUUAGCCCUCUGAGCCCUGGUAAUGAGCCAGUGAUUAGGCAGUGGCGGCUGGAUGUGUGGUGGCCCGGGUCAGGUGCUCUGUGUGGAGGACAGGGCUCACAGCAAGCUUAUCGCACUUCCAAUCAGUGUACUGUACAGUGCUUCCCCUAGGAUCUUUUUCAACAGCUGUGGCAAAGUUAGCGGGGCGGGGGGGGGGGGGGUUAGUGGACGUGACCAAUGGCAAACAUUUUAGAGGCCGUCCUCUUGGCUGCAGACAAUUCAUUUGAUGUUUUAAAGCUGAUUUCAUGCAAAACAUUUUGCCAUGGGCGGAGAAAACAUUUUUACACUGAAAACGUUUCACCAUCCCGGAAAAAAAAUAGCGGUGGCCCGCCGCUGCUAAAUGAAUAUAGGGUAAACACUUCUGUAGUUUAAAUCUUAGAGCCAAACCCCUUAUCACAAUCUCCCUUCUACUCAGUCUUCACCUCUCCUUUCUAGCCCCAUAGGAUUACUGCUCACCCAGGAUAGGACCUCCAACUGUAAUCAGUUGGCCCCACUCCAUUUCAACACCCCAGGAGUCAACCUUUAUCUGACAAUGACACCCUUGUUUGGUGAUGCAACAACAUUAUUUUAAUUUAAUUUUUUUGUCGUUUAGCAGACGCUCUUAUCCAGAGCGACUUACAUCAGAGUGAUUAAUCAGUGUAGUGCCAGCUUGGUCGUAUCCAUGCAGACGACAGAUUUCUCUACACGUCAUUAUGACACUGAUGUCUUGACUCCAAAUGUCCUGAGCCGGUCGUGAUCAGUAAGCAUGAAAUGCAAGAAAAUGCUCGGAAACUAUCUAAACUUCUUGUUUUCUUUUGCAAAACGCGUGUCUUAAUGAACACACCCUUGGCUUUUCUCUUUUUGCAGUAUUCUGUAUGCUGACAUUGUGGGCUUUACCCGAUUGGCCAGCGACUGCUCUCCGAAGCAGCUGGUCAUCAUGCUCAACGAGCUGUUUGGGAAAUUUGACCAGAUUGCAAAGGUGAGUUAAUAAUUUGUAAGAUUUGCACCUUUAGUUAAAUUAACACUGACCUUUCAGCUUUUAUUAAAUAUUUAGCUACACUUUUAUGUUUAUUAUGAUAACACGACAGUGUGGUAAUGCAUAAUCCACUUGUUAUGUGUCAUAAUAGAUUUAUUUUAUGUAUAUAUAGAUAGAUUUUAUUUCAAUAUGUACAUGUAGUUCUUGGGCUGGACAUGCAUGGAUGUCUUGUGUGUUUGGUUCUUCAGGAGAACUUCUGAUACCUAAUUUGUGUUAAUGCUAAAUCCAGUUGACAUGUCUGCUUCUUGGAUGGUCUUCAUGGUCUAUGUGGUAUUUUUCUGUUUUAUUCUUCAGGAGAACGAGUGCAUGAGAAUCAAGAUUUUGGGAGACUGCUACUACUGUGUGUCUGGCCUGCCUGUCUCCCUGCCCAUGCAUGCCAAGAACUGUGUGAAGAUGGGUCUGGACAUGUGUGAGGCCAUCAAGUGAGUUCAGAGGAGCCCCAAGGCCUUCUGGGGGGAAAACAAUUACUAAAACGUGUGAUCCUUUUGGUUAGUUCCAAGACUUUAGCAACACAUAUUCUCAUUAGAUUGUGAGAUUAAUAGCGUAUAUUGUAAAUCAAAGGUGUUAAAGGAUAGUAGGGAGGGUAGUGUUAUUGUAUAAUGCAAUAGGGACUUUCUGGCCUAAGUAGUAGGUGUUGAUGUGAGUUGUCUGGGUCGAUGGUGGUUAUGGGAGUGAGUUAGUUCUCGGGAAGGUGUUGGUCUAUAAUCAGGUGUUGUGGAGGACUGGAGGGUCUGUCAAAGGAAGGCUUUAUCUUGGCACCUCUCUGCCCUGCCAAAAUAGAGGUCAAAAUCUCAAAGCUCCAUGUUGGAAAAUCAAAUCAAAUGCUAUUUAUCACAUGCUUCGUAAACAACAGGUGUAGACUAACUGUGAAAUGCUUACUUAUGGGUCCUUUUCCAACAAUGCAGAGUUAAAGAUAAUUUUUAAAAAUAGAAAUAGUGACACAAGGAAUAAAUACACAGUCAGUAACAAUAACGAGUAAAAAUAACAUGGCUAUAUACAGGAAGUACCAGUACCGAGGCGAUGUGCAGGGGUACGAGGUAAUUGAGGUAGCUAUGUACUGUACAUAUAGGGAGGGGUAAAGUGACUAGGCAGCAGGAUAGAUAAUAGACAGUAGCAGCAGCAUGUUAUGACAACAAAUAAAUAGUUGAUUUGUUCAGCUGGCUCUGACGUCAAAGCAAUAAGAAGGAAUCCCAGUGAAACCUCAAUGAACACACACACACACACACACACACACACACACACACACAGCUGACAGGUUCUCAUCCCGCCCCUCAGACUGGUGCGCGAGGCCACAGGUGUGGACAUUAACAUGAGAGUGGGCGUGCACUCCGGCAACGUGCUCUGCGGUGUGAUUGGCCUCCGCAAGUGGCAGUUUGACGUGUGGUCACAUGACGUCACCCUGGCCAAUUAUAUGGAGUCUGGAGGCUUACCUGGGUAUGUUAGUAGUUGAGUUAACCAUGUAUGAUAAACAUUAAUUUACACUAACUUUAAUCCUUAUAGUGGCAUUUAUUAUUAAGUUACUAGUAGUAACCUAGUCCUAGUAAGUCCAUUUUACUAAUAGUAACCCCCCGUCUUUGUCAUGAUCAGGCGUGUCCACAUCACUGAGGCCACCCUGAAUCACCUGAACAAGGCCUAUGAGGUGGAGGAGGGGAACGGUGGGCUAAGAGAUGCCUACCUGAAGGAGCUCAACAUACAGACAUACCUUGUCAUCGAUCCUCGUGUGAGCUACCUCAUUAAAUGUAUUACCUCCAGAAUCCCUGACAAGGGCCUUAUCUGUAUAUGUGAGACUGAGACUGUACUCCUCAUUAACUUGUGUGUGUCAUCAGUCUAAGGACCAGGCUCUGAACAGCCGCAUUUUGCUUAAGCCACGUGUGAAUGACGGGCUGAAGAUGCGGGCCAUCAGUGAGAAUGACCCGUUACCUGGAGUCCUGGGGCGCCGUCAAACCCUUCGCCCACCUACAGAGCAGAGAGGGGUACACCACAGACCCCAUGGUCAAUGUAAAAUCACGCUGCAAGGUGAGUGACGGGUAGAGGGCCACUGCAUUAUAACUGAUGAAAAGAUUACCAGGCAUACUUCCUCUAACAGAAAUAGUCCACCUCAUCAAAUCAAGCAUAACAGGUUGAAAUGUAUUGCUACAAGCAUCAGUAUUUCCUGUGGAAGACUGUUGAUGGCAUAUUUACAUGCUGCUUUACUUCUUGUUGUUUUACGCACGAUUUGUCUAACAGUUUAAAAUUAUUUUUUAGGACAUCCCCCUGCGCACGAAGAUCACUGAGAGGUAAGGAAGGCCAAGUCUGAGAACACAGAGAGGAUGGGUUAAAUUGUUUAUAUGUUAACAAGAGCCCUGAAUUGGCAUCAUGUCAGAGUGGUGACGUCAGACUCCCCUUACUGGAGUGGUACUCAUGCUAUGCGUCAGUCUGUUGAUACAGUGGGUGUUUAUGGUUGUGGAGGUGUAUGCAGGAAGCCAGUUAUUUUUUUGAAUUACCAAAUGCAAACGACAGAUCAGUGACUCUUAAUUAAAUGUUAAGCGAUUUGUAAGUCCACUUAAUGUUACACAUAUUGUAUAUAAAAGCACAAACGCAUUUACUUUUUAUAAGGUCAUCAAGUUUGGUCGCAAAGGGCAUGGAAGUCGUCUCUUUUUCCCCAUUACUGACAAAAGCUGAAUCACUUGUGAGUGCAGUAGACAGGACAGGGAAGUAAGAAAAUUGCCCCGUAAAACCUUUUUUGUCUCGGCUGUGGUUCUAGUGGACAUCGAUACUGUGAAUGGACACUUAACAGGAACCGGCUGUAUUGCUUCUGAUGUGGUCGGUGGCCCUUCCUAUGUUCUUUCAUUUGGUCAUGAACCUCUUCAUGUCAUGUUUCAUCAAAACAAAAUAGUUUCUUUAUUCAGGUACAAUGUAAGCUUCAUUCAUAUUUGAUCCAUUCUACAGAGACAAUAGACAUUUGUUGUUUUAGCAGUCACAGUACUAUACAAAAACACAAGGACACAAAUGAAUCCUCACAUACAACACACAACAGUCCCAUACAGCGACAACAAUGUCACCAUGUUAAAUGUGUGUGUAUCUCUCACUGUUGGUCCCUGACAGCUUUGAUGAGUCUGUAGAGGAGCCCUUCUCCUCGCCCGCCCCUCCGCUCAGCACCUAUAAGUGAGUGGAGCCAGCCUGGCUCACAACGCAAGUUCUCUCUUCUGAGUGGAGGAGGAGAAUCUUGAUGUUUCACCAGCACCAUUAACCUCCAACCCUUCUUUCUGGGUUAACACUUCUCUCUACCCACCAUCCUGCCUAGAGCUGCCUCCCUCUUCUGUAUAACAGGGCAUCACAGGGAUUCCCAAGCCUUUACAAAGCAAGCAGGGCAUAGUAACCACUCCCUACUAAGUGUUUAAAGUGUGUGUCUUUGUUUUCCCACUGGAGUUAUGUGCUGUUAUAAACACUGUGUGUGUCUCUGUCUGUGUGUGUUUCCUUCCUGGUGGGGCAGGGGGCACAGAGCAGGGGUACUGCUGGGAGACUCCUGUUCAGUCACCAGAGUUCAACUAACACACGACAUCCUGCACACACACACACACACUAUAGAAUGAAUGACAGACACACACCCCUUCUCUCUGUUUCCACUAAUGCUGAGAAUGGCCUAAACCAGUUGCCUCCCUGCACAGCACACUGAGACUGAAUAACCUGCAUGACCUUGGCUGGUUUACCAGCAUCCAUCCAUCUGUCUGUCUGUCUGUCUGUCUGUGUGUCAGUAUGUCUGUCUGUGUGUCAGUAUGUCUGUCUGCGUGUCAGUCGGUCUGUCUGCGUGUCAGUUGGUCUGUCUGUCUGCCGGUCUGUCUGCGUGUCGGUCUGUCUGUGUGUCUGUCUGUCAGUCUGUGUGUCUGCUAGUCUACCUCUUCCUUAUUGUCUGAGUCUUUUACAGGAACAAGUCCCAGAAGAGCAAGUUUGAUGAGGAGCUGCACAAUGAGAUGACCACCACCAUCGAUGAGCUCAGCAGCAAGUGAGUCUCAAUAGUCACUAAAUAGUCAAAAUACAUUCUGAGCAUAGUCACUAGGUAGGACCACAAGCUUAAGCCUAAACUCAGAAUUAAGGGUCUAAUGUUAUCUAAUCUUCCUAGCCACCAACAUGUCACUUGAGAAAAGUAUUAUUUGGCCAAUUGUGAAUAAUAUUGACAAAGACAAGUCAAAGCUAUCUGAAAAUUCAUUUUACAGAUUGAGUUGUAGAAAUAGAGAGCUCGCUCUCACACACACUCUUCCUCACGCUCUCUCCCUGUGUGACCUCCAGGCAGUGGGUGAAGUCUGAGGAGAUUAGCAGUCUGGCUGUGUGGUUCCCUAAGAAAGAGCUGGAGAAACAGGUGAGUCUGUCUGUCUGUCUCAGAGCUGUCUAGACACUGUUGAGAGGAGCAUUGCUGUCCUAGUAUGUACUGUAGUAGGUACAUCUCCACAAUGAAAAUCUCUAGAACCUUAUAGAUACAAUAUAAAGAAAAUAAUUUUGUCUUUGGACUGACUACAUCAGCAAGUCUAGACCAAUUUACAGACUCACUCAAAUAAAAUAAUAUUUGUCACAUGCGCCGAAUACAGGUGUAGACCUUACCGUAAAAUUCUUACUUACAAGCCCUUAACCAACAAUGCAGUUUUAAGAAAAUAGAGUUAAGAAAAUAUUUACUAAAUACAUUUGAAAAAAUCAUUAAAAAAAUAAUAACAAUAAAAUAACAAUAACGAGGCUAUAUACAGGGGAUACCGGUACCGAGUCAAUGUGCAGGGUUACAGGUUAGUGGAGGUAAUUUGUAGAUGUAGGUAGGGGUAAAGUAACUAUGCAUAGAUAAUAAACAGCGAGUAGCAGCAGUGUAAAAACAAAGGGGGGGGGGGGGGGGGGGGGGUGUCGAUGCAAAUAGUCUGGGUGGCCAUUUUAUUAAUUGUUCAGCGGUCUUAUGGCUUGGGGGUAGAAGCUGUUAAGAAGCCUUUUGGACCUAGACUUGGCGCUCCGGUACCGCUUGCCGUGUGGUAGCAGAGAGAACAGUCUAUGACUUGGGUGACUGGAGUCUUUGACAAUUUAUGGUCUCUAUACACUGUGGAAAGGAACCUUACUGUCCUAAUAAACUGUAGGUACAUCUGUACAAUGGCAACCUUUAUCUAAGAUACAGUAUAAAGAAAAACAUUCCUACUUGACAUUUGAGUUCCUAACCAUGACAACAUGUUCACAUGUUAAAUGUUAGAUUAGAAUCUAUCUCUUGAUAUGUCCGAUUAGACUACACAGACCACACGUGUUCUUAUAUAAUGUAAAACAGAUUUUCUUAGUAUUUGUGAGAGGUUCAAACAUGCCUUCUUCUUUCCUCCCCAGUACCGAGCCAUUGAUCUGCCCAUGUUCAAGCACUACAUCGGCUGUGCCACCUUCAUCUUCUUCUGCAUCUUUGUGGUUCAGAUGUUUGUGACAAAAGAGUGAGUGAUUUACCCUUGUGGCUAUAAGAAACACAUUUCUUUACCGCUAUUGACUGGUACAGUAGUAAUAAGUUGUCCCUCUUAAACCAUGGCAACGAUAAUGGCAUGACAAUCAAUAUUGGAACUUUUUGGAUUCAGUGUUGGAUCUUUCCCUUCUUCGUCCCUCAGUUCCAAAAUGUUGGGCAUGUGGUUUGGAGUGCUGGCCUGUGUCCUCCUGUUGACCCUGGGCAUCUGUUUCGCAGGUCACCUGCAGGUCAGUGGGAGUUUUAGGCUGUGGUCACAACAAGCCCUAUUUCUAGACAGGGAAAGGCUUACUUUACUGUGUGUGAGAGUGGGGGGUGGGGUACGCAGUGUGUGUACUGUGUGUAUUUCUUACUGUGACAGUGGAAACACGCUUUCUGCAUAGCUAUUCCAUCUAUCCCCGGGUCUUUUCCUGUGAAGCUGUACGUUGCUGUUAUGUGGCCAUUGACACCUGGUGCCUACCAUCUCAAUGCCAUGGUGUAGACAGACAGGCAGUGUAGUUAUUACAUUCACUAGUCAGAGAUACACAGAGUGUACAAAACAUUAGGAACACCUUCCUAAUAUUGAGUUGCACCCCCCUUUUCACUCAGAACAGCCUCAAUUCGUCGGGGCAUGGACUUUACAAGGUGUUGAAAGCGUUCCACAGGGAUGCUGGCCCAUGUUGACUCCAAUGCUUCCCACAGUUGUCAAGUUGGCUGGAUGUCCUUUGGGUGGUGGACCAUUCUUGACACACACAGGAAACUGUUGAGCGUGAAAAACCCAGCAACGUUAGUUCUUGACACACUCAAACCGGUGCUACCAUACCCCAUUCAAAGGCACUUAAAUAUUUUGUCUUUCCCAUUCACUCUCUGAAUGACACACAUAUACAAUCCAUGUCUCAAUUGUCUCAAGGCUUAAAAAUCUUUAUUUAACCGGUCUCCUCCCCUUCAUCUACACUGACUGAAGUGGAUUUAACAGGUGACAUCAAUAAGGGAUCAGAGCUUUCACCUAGAUUCACUUGUUCAGUCUAUUUCAUGGAAAGAGCAGGUGUUCCUAAUGUUUUGUACACAGUCAGUGCUGCUGUCUUAGUCAGUCACACAUUGUCUCAACAUGGAUGACUUCAAUGUCACAUGCUCACUCAGCUUAAUUUCCUCUUGUCCCCCCCCCCCCCCCCCCCCACACACACUUAUACACACUCACCCUGUCUUUCCAUCCUAUGCACCUCUUCUCUUCCAUACAUUCCCCCCCCCCCCCCCCACAUCCCACAUACACACUCAUCCCUUCCCCUCUCCCCCUCCUAUCCACUCUUCCUCUCCCAUGCCUGGAUGCCUCGCUCCUCCACCCCUCAGCGGUUGUUUCCGGAGAAGUUGUCGUCCUGCCAGUGGCUGCCUGCUGUGUCCGAGGCGGUGGUCAGGAGGCCGUGUGUGCGCCUCCCUCUGGUCACUAUCACCACUGCGGUCAUCAUCAUCCUAGCAGUCUUCAACCUGGUAAAUUAGUACGGCGACUCACUAACUCACAGCUCACUGAUUUAAACAGAACAUAAUGCCAUCACAUGUACAUGCAAUUACAUCAACUUUUUAUAGCAACAAGAGCAUUAGCUUCUUAUUGUAACAAGUACAUCAAGUCAUAAACAGACAUGCCAAUAACACAUGCUUUACAGCCUUUGUGUUCUCAGAGUCAGACCCACUUAGUGGUUGACUGUCAAUCAAAUCUGCUUGUUCCCUCUAGUGCUUCAUCCAGACGAAGUCACCGUGUGAUAUCAAUGGUAACCCUGAUCUGAUUCGGUGGAACAACUCCAGUGAGCAGCAUCUAGACAGCCUGUUCUACCUGCCGGUGAGAGAUGCCUACAAUAUCCCUCACUAACAGGUUUUCUGUAGCUCCGUUAAUAGAGCAUGGCGCACUUGCAACGCCAGGAUAGUGGGUUUGAUUCCCGGGACUACCCAUACAUAAACAUGUAUGCACACAUUACUGUAAGUCGCUUUGGAUAAAAGCGUCUGCUAAAUGGCAUAUUAAUAGAACAGUUAUGAAAUGAUACUUUCCAUUUCAGUGUUUUUAUUGUUGUUUGCAAAUAUAAAUUACAAAUAAUAAACAAUGAAAUGAAGAACUGGCACUUUCCAUUGAUGAAGGUUUUCCUCGUCUCCUCACUCAUUCUCUCUCUCUCCAUCUCUCUGUUUGUCUCUCAGUACUCUGUGUUCAGCUGUAUCCUGGCUCUCAUAGCUUGUGGAGUGUUCCUGAGGGUGAGCUUUGAGCUCAAAGUGGUCUUCCUCACCCUGGCCUCCACAGCCUACUACAUCAUCAUCCUCAGCUCCAAGGCUGAUCUCUUCAGCUGCUAUGAACGCAUGCUUUACAACCAACUCAAUAAAAACAGGUACUAUAGCAGGUCUUGUGUACCAGGGCAGGGGUUGAUUCAGUCAAUUCAGGAAGUGAUUCAGGAAGAAAUGAAACAUUUAUAUAUUAUUAAGUCAUUUCUGAAAAUUGGCCAUUUGUUUUCUAUGAAGAUUGUUUCAAUUCAAUAAUUUAAUUUCAAUCCACUUCCUGAAUUGAAUACUGAAUUGACCCCAACCCUGUUCUGUACUGUGCAUCAAAUACCUGGUACUAUAUCCUGCCUGGUUUAUACUGAGCUUUUCUUUAGAUGACCUCUAACCCCUGAGCUCUGUGUUCUAGCACUGAGGACUCUGGGACCAUUCUGAGGGCAUUGGGGCUGGUCAAACACCCCGAGGUGAUGAGCUGCAUAUACAUCACCUUGUUCCUGGUCACCAUGCUCAUCAUCUCACAACAGGUCAGGACAUGUUCCCUCCUUUUCUUUGUUCUGCUCUCCUCUCUUCCCCUGCCCCUCUUCCCCCUCUCUUCCCCCGCCCCGCUCUUCCCCCGCCCCGCUCUUCCCCCGCCCCGCUCUUCCCCCGCCCCGCUCUUCCCUCCGCCCCGCUCUUUCCCCCGCCCCUCUCUUCCCCCGCUCCGCUCUUCCCCCGCCCCUCUCUUCCCCCGCCUCUCACUUCCCCUGCCCCUCUCUUCCCCUGCCCCUUUCUUUUUACUACUAAUUGACCACAUCACUUCUGUCCCGUAGAAUGAGUCAUGCUUCCGCCAGGACUUCCUUCUGAAGAACAAGAACCGUACGGAGCAGGAUGAGAUCGAGACCAGGGAGAACCUGAACCGCCUGCUCCUGGAGAACGUACUGCCGGCCCAUGUGGCCGCGCUGUUUGUCGGGGAGAAUAAAAAGAACGAGGUGGGAUUCCUCACAAACACUUUACUUACUGAGAAGUACAAGGUAGGGGUCCAGGAUGGAUGACUGGUAGUGUACUGAGCCCAACUCAUCCUCCCCUCCUCCUCCUCCUAUCUGCACUGGGGUCCCAUCUCCACUGGCCUGCACUCACUAAAGCUUCAUAAGGAAACACUUAGUAGUGGAAUUGAUUGAUUGGAUUUACCCGUAAAUGGUUUGUUACGAUUUCCAGUAGGAAUGUGGUUAGUGGUUAAGGGAUGGAACCCCAAGGGUAAGGACGGUCCCACUUCUAUGGAUCAUUGUACAGUAUAUCAGUGCCUGCCUGACCCCACCUACCAACCCACAGCUCCAUGAAUCAGCCCCUUCAUAGGAAUUGUGAUUUGUGAUGUCGUCUUUGUCAGCAUGGUAGAGACAGAGCCACUGCAUUCUUACAGCAAAGUCCUCAACUCCUACUGCCCCUACUCUCAGCCACUAUCAAAUAGUCCACAUCAAUGUCCUCAACUCCUACUGCCCCUACUCUCAGCCACUCUCAAAUAGUCCACAUCAACGUCCUCAACUCCUACUGCCCCUACUCUCAAAUAGUCCACAUCAACGUCCUCAACUCCUACUGCCCCUACUCUCAGCCACUCUCAAAUAGUCCACAUCAACGUCCUCAACUCCUACUGCCCCUACUCUCAGCCACUCUCAAAUAGUCCACAUCAACGUCCUCAACUCCUACUGCCCCUACUCUCAGCCACUAUCAAAUAGUCCACAUCAACGUCCUCAACUCCUACUACCCCUACUCUCAGCCACUAUCAAAUAGUCCACAUCAACGUCCUCAACUCCUACUCUCAGCCACUAUCAAAUAGUCCACAUCAACGUCCUCAACUCCUACUGCCCCUACUCAGCCACUAUCAAAUAGUCCACAUCAACGUCCUCAACUCCUACUGCCCCUACUCUCAGCCACUAUCAAAUAGUCCACAUCAACGUCCUCAACUCCUACUGCCCCUACUCUCAGCCACUAUCAAAUAGUCCACAUCAACGUCCUCAACUCCUACUGCCCCUACUCUCAGCCACUAUCAAAUAGUCCACAUCAACGUCCUCAACUCCUACUGCCCCUACUCUCAGCCACUAUCAAAUAGUCCACAUCAACGUCCUCAACUCCUACUCUCAGCCACUAUCAAAUAGUCCACAUCAACGUCCUCAACUCCUACUGCCCCUACUCUCAGCCACUAUCAAAUAGUCCACAUGAUACAGACAUAAACACACUAGCCAAACCACUGAUAAGCAGAGUCACUUAAUCAAAACGGUGUAAUUAAAGUUAAAAGAAAUUCACAAUAUUUAUUCAAAACAAAAAGAUAUUACAGAGGAUUGUCCAUCUUGUCUUACUUCAUAAGAUAUGAUAAACUUACAGAAAUUCAGAGCUUGGCCUACUUUUACCUCUACCGCUGAAGGCCAUGGACAUCCCCUCCACUAUGAUGUCUCCCUCACUCCGGCCCUCCACAGCCCAGUCACAGGGUUAUGACCAGUGUUACCGCUAAAUCACCAUGGAAAUAAUUCAGCCUUUUAAUAAAUCUGGUUUAAUUAUUUACUCUUGACAUGUUUUUCUGGGAGCACAACACAACAGAACAGCUAUUAGUGUUUGACAUGUAGGUUACAACCUGAGAAGUACUGUACUGAAGCCACUUCAGUUGUUAAAGAUGAGUACUCAUCAGCUUAGCUUGAACACUGCAUCUACCUGAACGGUAAUCCCAAUGGAUGGCACAGUGUCAAGUGUCAAAUCAAACAACACAACAAAAAUAUGCUUUGAGGUUUACCUCAGAGAUUUGACAUCUAGGAGCAGAAGGAUGGGACUUCGACAGCCUCCCACUCUCCCAGAUAAUGGGUUUUAGAGGCCCUGUUUAACAUUGGCUCCCCUUGUACAGUCUAAUCACUGGUCAUUUCCUUGCCAGACGUAAACACAGUGAAAACAGUUAGGAACAUCUGGCACUGGAGGAGCUGUUGUGGUGUCUGUCCCUCUCAUCAUUCUGAAUUGUCUUUCUCUCAAAGAUGUGGCUCUGUGCUCUGUCUUUUUAAUAUUUGUUGUGUGAACCUGAAACUUCCCUCUAUCUCUGUUGUGAAGUGUAUGUCUAUGUUCUUCUGCUUAGUGUUACUACAUGGCAUUGCCUCUAAGUUGUACCCCUCCUUCCUCAGGAUCUGUACUACAAGUCAUAUGACUGUGUGUGCGUGAUGUUCGCCUCGGUACCGGACUUCAAAGAGUUCUACACGGAGUGUGACAUCAACAAGGAAGGUCUGGAGUGUCUGAGGCUCCUCAACGAGAUCAUAGCAGACUUCGAUGAGGUCAGAGAACCGCUGGCAGCCAUCAACAAUCUAAAAUUACACAUGUCCCAGUCAUACAAAUAAGAAAACUAACCCUGGCUCACACAUCCACUUGUUUUCCCACACACAGCUGCUGUCCAAACCCAAGUUCAGUGGAGUUGAGAAGAUCAAGACCAUCGGAAGCACUUAUAUGGCGGCCGCAGGGCUGAGUGGCACCCCAGGACAGGAAAAUAACCAGGUAGCUACUAACUAUUUGACCCAGGUCAUGUGGAAGGGGAGGGGUUACACAGCAUGCAACUGUGCAUACCUUUUGAUUUUCUAUACUAUAGAACUUUACCAUAAAACCUGGUUAACGACACAGUAUAGAUAAAGUACUUGAAAUAACUGUCAUUAUGUAACUAGUAGUAGUAUCCUGUGUGUGGACUUUAUGAUGAACCUGUGUUGUUUCAGGAUCGAGAUAGGCAGCAGGCACAGAUAGGGAACAUGGUAGAGUUUGCCAUUGCCCUCAUUGGCAAGCUGGACGGCAUCAACAGACACUCCUUCAACAGUUUUAGGCUGCGUGUGGGUGAGUAAAGCUUGGGCACUGGCCUGGGCAUAUAUUAACUAUAUUAAUUAACUAGUACCAUAUACAUUAACUACACAUUACGUCUGCAAUGCAUCCGGUUCCUAUCCAUCUUUAUUAGGGUUUCAUUGGUUGUUAUUCUAGUGCUAAGAGUUUUUCCUGAACAGCUGCGCCUGUUGGGAGCCCUAGUUAUAGAAGAAAACACUCCUGGCCCUACGAUACCAUAUCUAUCUAAUCACGUAGGAGGACAUUCUUUCCAACUGUCCACAAUAGCUAACAUUGACUCUCCAUGAUACCGCUGGUCUCCCUGUGUACUGUUGUGACAUAGUUCUCAGACAGCUUAUUCUGAGCAGAUCCCCCAGGCUUUAGGAAAACAUUUAUAAUGCUCGAGAGAUAAAAGCACACAUUACGGUUUUAAUACAUAAACACAGAAAGCUGGCAUGAAAUACCAGAUUUUUUUUUUAAAGGACUGGUGCAUCAAAGGAUCUGUGUCCCCCCCAAAAAUCUAAAUAACAAAUGAAGUCCACAUAAUUCUCCCUGGAAGACAUAUUUUGUUAAAAUGCAGAGUCCAACAUGAACAACUGGCAGAUGGUCUGGCUGAACAACUGGCAGCGGUGGCAGGUAGCCUAGCGGUUAAGAGUGUUGGGCCAGUAAACGAAAGGUUGCUGGUUCUUAUCCCCGAGUUGACUAAGUGAUACAUUUGUCGAUGUGCCCUUGAGCUACACUAAUUGCACCUGUAAGUUGCUCUGGAUAAGAGCAUCUGUUAAAUGACUAAAAUGGAAAGCCAUUUUACAGCUUUGACUCCCUGUGGUUGACUUGGUCAGACAAGCUGAUGGUACUUGUUAGACCCUGUUACUGUAUAUCACUGAAUUGAGCAUGUCAAUAAUUUUUCCAGUUUUCUGUGUCGUCAUGCUCUCCUCAGGCAUAAAUCGGUCAGUCUAGCUGAUAGUCAUUGUCUUGGACAUCACAUUCUAGUGGCUUGUUAGACUGGUGGGCUACUCUACAGUAUGCGACUGGUUUAGCCCCAGCAGGCAUCUCGUUAUGUGUGCCCUGUGUCACUGUGUGCCUGCUUUUCACAGGCAUUAACCAUGGGCCUGUAAUUGCUGGGGUGAUUGGAGCCAGAAAACCUCAGUAUGACAUCUGGGGCAACACUGUCAACGUGGCCAGUAGGAUGGAGAGCACUGGAGAACUUGCCAAGAUUCAGGUUCAGUACAACAACCUAGUCUUGUCAGCCAUACUCCAGUAUUGUCCUAGCUAGUCUGGCUGGAGAGAUGAACUAUAACCACACAAAAACCAUGGCUGCAGCAUAGUCAUGUUUGUCUAUGUUUCUGCUCCAGGUCACAGAGGAGACGUCGGACGUGCUCCAGAAGCUGGGCUACUCCUGUGAGUGCCGAGGCCUCAUCAACGUCAAGGGAAAAGGCGAGCUGACGACUUUCUUUGUGUGCACGGACAUGAGCAAGCAGCAGGGAAUGGGCCUGAGCUGAGGUCUAAGGUGAGCACACUACUGUGUGGACUCUGGGCCUGGAGGCUCAUACGUGUGCUGGGUCGGUCGCAGGACAUCACAGGACACAGUCUAGCAUUCAGCACAGACUAAUUAAACAAAUGCACAUAAGUUAACAUUCUUAGAGUAAACCUACCAGAGCACACAACUAUAAUCCAUCUCAGUGCUUCAGUCAGCGAUGAUCCUGACCGGACCAGAACAAGACAUGAGAACAUGACCUUGUGGUCCUAGAGGUUAUAUUUAGGAUUGUUCGUGUUUCCAGGAAUCCCUUUGGGAUUUUUGGAGAUCCAGUUCAAAUGUGUGCAUUCAAUUGGACUGACAUGGAGGUUACGUAAAGCACUGGUCGUCAUCAUACUGGAUUCUAUCACCUGAUAUUCGUAGAACCUUGCUGGAAUCAUGAGAUGCACAAAAAACAUCUUCAGUCCGCUCUUAAAACUGAGCUGUUUAUCAAGCAAAUGGUGACAAAAACAAUGGAGUGAGUGCUGCUGCAUGUUGAGUGACAGUGUACAUACUCUCCUCAUGGUUUUCUAGACCUUAAAAGGUAGACUAAGCGAAAUGACGUUGUCACGAGCUGCACCGCAGAUAUUGCGAUGAGUG
Molecule: messenger RNA, 28330 nt
Organism: Coregonus sp. 'balchen'
Lineage: Eukaryota; Metazoa; Chordata; Actinopteri; Salmoniformes; Salmonidae
Source: the annotation of a GenBank genome assembly